AUGGCAAAUCAUGAAGAAGAAGAGGAGGAGCGGAAGAGCGGAACACAAGGAGGAGCAGAAGAAGAAGAAGAAUGGCUGCGUUCGGUGAAACAGAUGAGGCAUGCGGAGGAGCAGAGGAGUAUGAUGAAGGAUUGGGAUUUGACUAAGACUGUGUAUUUGUGUUUUGGCACCUAUGGCCAGAGUGCUGAUGUUUUUUGCAAUAUUGAAUCCUUGGAUUUUUCGUCUUCUGGUGUUCGGUCGAUGAAGGUAUAUUCAGUUGGCGCAGCGCUCAACGGUAUGGGUAUAGGUGCUUACGGAUCCAAAAUAGUUUUUGCCGGAGGUUAUGAGGGAUAUUCGAAGGCUACAAGUACCGAUCAUGUCCAAGCAAGGGGGCUGGGGAACCUUUUAGUGGGGGGCAGUAACAUUUUUGUCUCAACAUCGUGUUGUCCUAUUUAUCGAUUUGAUAUGGCUGACCCCAACCACCAAUGGAAACAACACAUUUUCACCGACUAUCCUGGAUUUUCCAUACCUUUGGGUUGCGAAACUUUAGCGGUGGAAACUAGGGAUGGGGAUUGGGUGCUUUUCACAUGUAAGUUGGAAGUUCAUCGAGUUGCUGACGACAAAGACUACCCCAAGGGCGAUGACUACUGGGAUAUGUUUGAUGUGUUUGAUCGUCUUCUUGAAUGGAAGGAUACAUCCAUGAUCGUCUAUUUGAUGUCAAAGGAUUUGACAUCGUUGACAGCUCUUGAACCACUGAAACUGACUCAGUUGAACACGGUACCUCUAUGCGCGCGGAAUAUAGAACCUUAUUUGGUCCAUCUAGGAGCUCAAACCGUCGGCCUAAUUUUGUCCGCAGACACAGGGAAUGAAGCAAUGAGGGAAAAAGAGAUUUUUUUCCAUGAUGUCCUCCAACUAGAACUCGAGGCAAACAUGAAAAGUAUGUCAGCUGAAGAACCCUGCUUGAAGAUGGUUACGACAUGUGUUUUAGUCGUGGCAGUGGCCUGA
Messenger RNA from Prunus armeniaca (apricot), 984 nucleotides. Lineage: Eukaryota; Viridiplantae; Streptophyta; Magnoliopsida; Rosales; Rosaceae. The record is from the annotation of a GenBank genome assembly.